Patella vulgata (common limpet) is the source of this 3929-nucleotide messenger RNA. RefSeq lists its product as uncharacterized. The record is from RefSeq and is a predicted model, not a curated record. Gene Ontology annotation, biological process: magnesium ion homeostasis. Bases 74 to 1459 code for a protein of 461 amino acids. Gene Ontology annotation, cellular component: intracellular membrane-bounded organelle. NCBI's taxonomy places the organism in Eukaryota, Metazoa, Mollusca, Gastropoda, Patellidae. The transcript is spliced from 8 exons.
UGUUUUUGUUUUGUUUUUCUACCCAAAGCCGAUUCAAUUUUGAGAAACUUAUUAUAAUUUUAUAAUAAUCUCCAUGUCUUUAGAAAGCGCAACGACCUUUCUGCUAAAGAUUGACUCUCUACGGUGCCAAGUUAUAGAUCACGAAAGUGUGUCUUGUAAUGGUACGAUUUAUAAAUUGGAAGAGAAGAAACUUGAUUAUCUUGACGAACAAUUUUGGAUUUAUUUGUCAAUUUAUGCAGGACUUGUUAUAAUUGCAGGUUUGAUGUCUGGAUUAACAAUGGGGUUAUUGUCACUGGAUAUGAUGACACUGAGAAUAUUAAAGGAGAGUGGAACUAAAAUGGAAAAAAAAUAUGCAUCAAGAAUUAUACCAUUAGUGAGCCGUCAUCAUUUAUUACUGGUAACCUUGUUGCUGGCUAAUGCAGGGUGUGUUGAGGCCAUGCCGAUAUUUCUAGACCGUAUAUCCGAUCCAAUAAUUGCAAUAUGUGUUUCGGUAUCAGCUGUGCUAAUAUUUGGAGAGGUUAUACCACAAGCUAUAUGUACACGGUUUGGCCUUGCAAUAGGUGCUACACUAUCACCAUUAGUUUAUUUCUUGAUGGGUUUGUUUUUCAUCAUCUCCUGGCCAUUGGCGAAAUUGUUAGAUUGUAUAUUAGGAAAAGAUCAUGAAACAUUUUAUAGACGUGGUCAGCUCAAAGCUUUAGUAGAUCUGCAUGGUAAUGGUGAGGAGACACAGGGUGUGGAUCCUCUUUCUGUUGAUGAAGUUUUAAUUAUAAAGGGUGCUUUAGAUAUGAAGUACAAGACUGCCAUUGAUGCUAUGCUUCCACAGAAGAAAAUAUUUAUGCUAGAUGUAAAUGCUAAAAUGGAUCACAAAACAAUGACGGAAAUUUUGGAGAAGGGCCAUUCUCGUAUACCUGUAUAUGAUGGUAAUGAUAGUAAUAUAAUAGGUUUAUUGAUGACAAAAACAUUAAUUAAACUAGAUCCUGAUGAUUGUGUACCAGUAAGAACUCUAGUAGAUAGUCCAGUACAUGCUAGAGAUGUUAUAUUUAUUAAACCAAAUUUACCACUCUUUGAUCUGCUGAAUCUUUUUCAAACUGGAAAAGGUCAUCUAGCUAUAAUUAAAGGUAUAAAGAAAGAUGUGAUAGAAUCUAGUAUACAACAAACAGAUGACGAUACAUCACCUUUAUUAAGAAGUGAAGUAAUCGAUGCAGCAUUAGACACAGAAGAUCAAAUCUUAGGAAUUAUAACACUAGAAGACGUUUUAGAAGAACUACUACAAGAAGAGAUAGAAGAUGAAAAAGACGUGGUUUUGGAAAUGCAACGGAGAUUAAAUCUGUCUAAAUCAAGAUUACCAAGACAGUCGAGUCGGCAACAAACAUCAACAUCGGGCGAAUCAAACAUUCUUCUAGAUACAUCUACAAAUAAUCGGCCAUCAUCAUCAGAUACUAAUUUAUUAGUACCAUGAAACCAUUUUAGUUAUCAAAAUGACACAAAACUCAUAGUUCUUGUGUAUUUGACUCAUGAGUUAAUAUUAUCAUAUGUACAGCCUAUAUAUGACAGUAAAGGAAGAAAAAUCAUGAUUUUUUUUGUAAUUUAGAUCUUUAAGCGAUGUUUACAUUGAAUCAUUUUGUUAUUGUUAUACUGUAUUUAUCAUCUAUUCUAUAUAAGUAAUGUAAAUGUUAUUUAUCAGACAGGAUGUAUGUCAAAAAGGUAACUCUGUAGUUUCAGUCAACCAGAACCUCCUAGUCUUCAUCGAAUGGAGGGCCAUGCAUAACCAAUAGUUUUUUUUUUAUGUGGUUGAUUAUCCAGUAAAUUAAAAUCAUAGAUAUGCUUCAUGAAGAGAGAAAUUUUACAAUACAAUAAUUAAGAGUGUUGCAUAUUGAACUGGCAAUGCAAAUAGAUUUGUCUGAAUGAUAGAGACUAGUAACUCUGUGCAGUAUCUAAUGCAUUUAUAAAGCUGUCAUUUGGGUAGAUGGCCUGGGAUGAUAUUAAACUGUUUUGAUCUAAUACUAUUCCACAUUUCAGAUCCAGUGAAACUUACUGAAAUAUAUUUUGUGUGACUAAGCCAAUGAAAUGCCUUGAAUCCCAAAAUAUCACCAUAACAACCUGGAUAGUUCCUGUUAGACUAUAGUCUCUGUACUGUAGGCGUAUUUGAAUACUAAAAACGAUGAAAAGAAAUAUCGAUCAGACUUUUUUCACCAUACACAAACUUUGAUGAAGUUUAUCAAAUUUCAGUACUCAACUUGAUUGUCGUCUCCUUUGACCCUAAUCCACCCCUUAAUAGUAUUCUUCCAGUGUGUAGAGUUAUAUUUUUCCAGGGUAUUCUAAAUUAAAAUGCAUCAAGCUCUGAUUAAUUUCUUGGAUAUCUUGGACCAACUAUCAACAAGGGUUGCAAAAAUUUUGAAAAAGGACAAUAAGCAACAUUUGAAUUUCUGUGAAUAAGGGUCAUUUUAUAGAAUAUGUGUGAUGCAGUCAUUAGUGAUAACCAAUCAAAUUAAUCAAUAUUUAAUAGUUCAAAACUUGUAGCCACAUUUUAUUGUAGAUAAUGAAAGAUGUCUGUUGUUAUAUACAAUCUGUCAAAAAAGUAGAGCUUUUUUCCGCUUGGAAGAUUUUCUACCGGUUGGGAAGUGUUUUUUUAUUUCCAACAUUCAUAAUCACAUAAUCUUGUGUUGAGACAAAAUAUAUAAAUAGUUUGUUAUGUAUCAUUUUUAUAAUAAUAUAAUUCUUUGUUAAUAUUUUAUUGUGAUAAUGUUAUUAUGUCUAUGUGUCAGUAAGAUAUUUUUAACUGCAGUGCCAAAAUUUAUGAGGGCCUUUUGCUAUUUUCUCUAGCUAGUGUGUACGGACUACUAUAAACAUGAUACUACAGUAUGUUUCGGUCCAAUUGAAAUUAUACUAUCAUUACAUUCCAUUUUACUUUUUGGUUGUUAACUCCACUUUAUCUUGGUCGAAAGUCAUUUCUUUAUUAGAGGAUGUGUUCAAUAAUGCACAGAUCCAGUGUGGCUGAAGUAAACCAUAAUUGAGCUUUGAUAUUGAUCUAUGCAAAUGGUGAACUCUUUUUUUUUAUGCACAUUCAUUUAACAUCAGUUUAAGUAAAUAUGGGGGUUGGAUGGCUGAAUGGUUAGCGUGCGCGCGCUGUAUCAUAAAGUCUGUCAUUGAGUGAACUGGCGUGGUUUCGAAUCCCCGGUUGUAUGUGGCAAGGAGUAGGGUCGCCUGUCCAACCUCGUUGGUUUUCUCCGGGGCCUCCGGUUUCCUCCCACUGCUAAAGACCCCUACGCACAAGCGAAUUAUGUAAAUAAAAUUAAACCAUACGUUAGUCCCGAAAUGACCUAGUUUGUGUCCAGUGGACGUUAAACCCCAUUUCUCUCUCUCUCUCUUUAAGUAAAUGUUCUGAAAGAGAGUGAAAAUUUGAAAGCUUAAAACACUAAGAUGAAAGAGGUUAAAAAACUUGAAUCUUUUUACACAAGACAUCUUUGUGAAUGUCUUGUAUUUUAAAAAGUUGUAGUUGUGUCCUCAGGAGUCACAGUGAAAUGUCACAACUUAAUGCAGCAUCUUUUCUUCAUGGAAUGUAGUGUAGAUACAGAUACAGGCUGCACUAGUGAUGUGGAGUUUUAGCAAAAGGUUUCAAAAAUAGACAAGCUGUAAGAAUGUGGUACAAGUUUUAUAGAUAAUAUUCUAUAUCCACUGUCUGUUUAUAACUCUCAUCUGGUAUUUGUUUCUAUGUACAUUUGUUAUAUCUAUUUAUAUAUUCUGUGUUUUUGACCGUAUCCAGUCUUUGUAAAUUACAUUUGUAAUUUUGAAAUUACAUUCAAUCAUUUCAGAAGUAUUACUUUAAUGAAUUACCUUCAUUAAUCAGAGCCAUAUUUAAUUAAAAUCAAUUUGAGGACCUUAUGUAUAUGAUUUGAAAACAUGCUUGAAUUAAAUAUUUUUUUCUAUGA